This is a messenger RNA of Rhopilema esculentum, 8574 nucleotides long. The record is from RefSeq and is a predicted model, not a curated record. NCBI's taxonomy places the organism in Eukaryota, Metazoa, Cnidaria, Scyphozoa, Rhizostomeae, Rhizostomatidae.
UGGAUAUUAUGCUCCUUCAUGUGGCUAUAAACUCUAUUGGUGUGAUGCCACGUGCAAUCUGUCCGGACGACCUCAUACUGGCAUGUAUGAAUGAUAAAGCUGGUGCUCCUGCAAACAUCAACAACAAGUCAAACGCAGCGUUUGUUCCUCAGAGAAAGAUUCGUUUUGGCUUGAGCAAACAAUAAUCGGUAUUUUCAGUUUUGUUAGUUCGGGAAAUUGAUUUAAUUUAGUCCAGUCUGGUAUUUUCUCUUCGCUGCCAUUGGAGAACAACAAAACACUCAGAUGACAUGGACGUGAAUCUCUAAGCCGGUUCUUUUACGCAUUUUUGAAGAUCUUUUGGAUAUCUUGAUCAAUUUUAUCUUGGAUAAUACAUUGAAUCGAAACUUGAAAAGUGCACAAAGGGGAAACGAAAUCAUACUCAAGAGUCUCAGAAUUUCAAAGAACUGUUUACAGCAAAAGGAAGUUUACUCUGGUAAGCAAGAAAAAGUGCCUUUAUCGAUCAUAAAAAUGAGGCUAUUAAACGAACAACAAUCAAAAUGAUUUACCGAAUUCUUAGAAUGUUUUGUUCAAGUGCUGUUAAAAUCGGAUUUGCCUGCCAAAACACUUUCGUCUUACGAAAAAGAAGUUGUUAGACCAUGCAACAUGUUGUCGAUGUCAACUUUCACGUGUCACAUUCACUUAUGCCCUUUGUUUUGCUUGCUUUAUUGUACCAUUGAUAUUUAAACAUUUGCUCAAAAUGAUGCCUAAAAAUCAUUUUGUGCUUGUACUCGAAAAAUUUCUAAUAAAUUCGAUAACUGCAUAGAAUCUGCAGGCUGUUUUGAUUUGAGAAUCAGAUUUAUAGGAUAGUUGAAAACAUUCUCCUAUUGAUCAUUUUUCCUUCAGCGUGCUUUCAUUUUAAUCAAAAGUGCCUUUAAAUUCUUCAUAAAAUUAUUCAUAACAAUUAUGUUACAUCCUUAUCAGUGGAAAGAAGACACUGAGCAAAAAGAAAAUAAACUGACAAGAAAAGGUGACAGAAGAAGAAGCAGAUCGUACAACCUAUCUCCAAAGCUCUCUAAAAAUGAAAUAUCCUGAUCUACUUGAAUGCCGUGUUGCCAUUGUCACAACAAAAUAUUUCUACACAGUAAUCGUGACAUCAGUUCUAACUGUACUCCUCUCAUUAUUUGCAAUUUUUGGAAAUUUGCUUAUUAUAAUUGCCAUUGCAAGAAAUAAACGAAUUCAGUCCCAGUCAAACGUCCUUCUCGGAAGCUUGUGCUUAUCUGACUUAUUGAUUGGGAUUAUGGUCCAGCCAAUAUACGUUGCGAGGGGAAUCCUUGAAGUUUUAGGCAAGACAAAUGGUCCAUACUGCACAUUGCAAAAAGUUCACAUAUUCUUUGCUUACUUUGGUGUUGGAGCAUCAAUCACAACUAUGGCGAUAGUGAGUGUCGAUAGAUGGUUCGCCAUUUGUCGUCCGUUUCUUUAUAGAGAGUUUCAAAGCAAAGGAAAGUGCUUGACUGUCAUAGCAAUAGACUGGUCCAUUUUGUUGAUAUUAAUGCUUACUCCAUACCUUGGCCUAAGGUCUGUGGCAAUUUACAUUGGGGCUGCGCUGGUAAUGGUUAUAUCGAUUACUACCAUAAUAGCUUGCUACAUUAGUAUCUACUUCGUCAUAAUACGACACAAAAGGAGGAUAUCAGAGCAAACCGUAUCACAGGUGGAGGCGUCGGAUGAGCGAAGCCAACGACCUGAAGAGAGACGAAAAACAAACACAGUCGCCAUUUUAAUAGCAGUCUUGUUUGUCUGUUACGUGCCACAUGUUGCCUGCAUCAGCUACAAGUCAUUUUCCGGUCAAAAAAUUAUCAUUAUCAGCAAAGUUGUCGAGACAAUUAUACUUAUGAACAGUUCGAUAAACCCAGCUAUAUACUGUCUUCGGAUGAGCGAAAUUAGGUCUGCCGUCAAGAACUUACUGAGAAAGAUAUUUUUCAAGUCAGAGGAUAAUGUUUUGUCGUUAGACGCAAGGAAACACCAAAUGGCAGGUAGGGAGAUCUCUUCAAAGUUAUCGAGAGGUCAGUGAUCUUCAAGGCUUGUAACUUGUAUUAAGAGGAAACUUACAGAUUGCUGUUCUUGGACCGAACUGAAUGACUGGUUUUGAUAAAAAGGGAAUGCUGAAUGGUGAUAUAGCUCUUACAGCAUCAAGCAUAUGCUGAUUCAGAUCAUGCUGUGUACUGCUGAUUCAGAGUGGUCUUCUUUAGUCAGCUGCUUGGUGCUAUCAUUAUGAUGAUCAGUGAUCGUCAAAUCAUAUUCACUUACUAUAGAAAAAAGGUUUCUUUGACUGAUUCAAACAACGCAUAGGGAAAGAUUAGAAAAGGAUUACUGAAUUCUGAUUCACGGUGUACUUCUACUUUCUUGUUCUUGUGAAAUAACGACGUAACAUUUACUUGGAAAAUCAUUAAUAAAAAACUUGUGGUAUUAUUUGCCUCCAUAAAUCAUUGCACGAAUAUAUCUGGAUUGUUUUUGAUUAUUAAAUUCUGAUUUUUUAAGAUCUUUUUGAGGCAGAAUAAAACUGCAAACGUGUAAUUAAAUUAUGGUCACCAGUAUUUUUUCCAAUUUUGAGUGUUAGCAAGACAAGGUUUUCAAUAAAAAAGAGGCAUUGACGUAUGAAAUUAAGACAACAACAGGUUUAUGUACAUUACAAUAUUUACAAAGAGUUUGGCGCAAAAAAUGCAUUCAAUGUGCAACUGAGGCUCCACGUUCCCAGCUGUACAAGGUGGUUUGUAUCAUCUCUGGCGGCAUGGGGACGAUUUCAUGAUUCGUAAUCUGUCAUCUAGCGACUGCCAAGACUGCGUCCAUGUACCAGCCAAGGCAUUCGCAAGUAAAAUAAACUUUGAUCUAUUUUUCAAUACGUUUACAAGCUUUUCGCAGCAAUGGAGGUUUUCCAGCGUGUCUGUAGUUUUGAUAGAAUUCUAUGAGCUGUUCGAGCGACUGAAAUCGAGGCCCAUGCUCAAGGCCGUAAAAGACUUGGCCUUCACCAACGGCCUACAAUCAAGAAAAGGGCACAUGAUUAUCGAAAAUGCUUUUUAAAAUUCAAUGCUGCAGCAAAAAAGAUUUUAUUUACAAGAACAGUUUCUGAGUUACAAUUUACUUGCAUUAAUUUAAACAGGAAUGGAAACAGGCAAAGCCUUGAUAACACUAACUCGAAACGGGUCCGGUGCUCAGCUGCAAAAAUCAAACUGCAAACAUUUGAACAGUAGAUGUACAGGACAAUCGGCAAUCGGGAAAAACUUUUUUCUUUAAACACGUGGCAUUUGAAUGUUCGAAACAGCACGACGAAAACCGCCAAACAUGGCUAUGGGACUAAAUCAAGCUUUUUGCAACUAGCUUUAUGCAACUAGCUAGCAUCAAGCAAUAAUUUGCUGGAGUUUUCAUGAAAUAGGGGAAAAAAAUGUCAUACUUUGAAGACUUGAUGAUGGAGAAUCUUUUUUUUCUUCACAAGACUGAUGACAUGGACGCCAGCUGACGUACAGCUCUCUCGGACCAAAAACAGUCUGAAAUAAAAUUAAUGCUCUGUAGAAACAAAUAUAUAAAUUUCAACAUUAUGUAGACACUGAAAAAGCUUUCGAAAUGAAAAUAGCUUUCGAUUUGGAUGAAGAAAAUGUGAAAUUCACUAACCCUUCUUCUAGGCCGCCGCUUCGAAGGAGCUUUGCAGCUUGCUCUCUUUCCAAUUUCCCAUGAAACCAUGGUUUCUCUGGAGCAUAAUAAUCAGAAUUAAAAAUCUAAUUAAAAACAACAAAUUAAAACCUCAGAGGAUCUGAACCGCUAUUCAUUCAUGUUUGAAUACGUAGUGCCUGUAAGGAAAUUCAAUAUGAAUGGGAAAACCAGUAGAGGCAAUGUUGGAAGCAUGAAGAAAAGAGGUUUAAUAUUAUCACAAUUAAACAAGAACCAGAAUCUUUUGUUUCUAGUUAUCCAUGCUUGCGAAAAACUGAUUAAGAUUGUUUGCUGUUUGACACAAGUAUCUAUGUAUCAUCUCUAUGCGUGCACAGCAAUAAAUUAAAAUCACAAAAACUAGCAGAGGUGACUAAUAAAUCUUGCUUAACGCAGCUCAGCCAAACAAAAGAUGCAACAGCAUGAAAGCAAAGAACUUUUUAUUAAUUGGAAAAACCUCCUAAGCUAGAAAGAAAGUGUUUUAUCAGAUUUGCCAAGCAACUGAUUUUGUAUAUUUCAAAGACGCCUACCAACGACAGCUGGCACCCCGGAUGAAUAAGGUGAAUGAAAACUUCCAGUUGAUCUUCUCUUCAAGCGCUUCUGCAAACAACAAAGUGAAAUUGUACACACAAAACGAUCAAGAUAUAACCAUUCUUAAGAAAUGUUUGGAAAACGACUGAAAGGCUGUUCUACCAAGAGCUGAGAAAUAUAUAAAUUUGUUUUGAAAAUUUUACUUUAUAUUUUGCUUAGAAUGGCGAUUGCUUGGAUUAUAAUUGGGUAUUAAUGAUUAAUCGACGUAGAUCAGUUUAACUAAUAAAACAAAUACGUAAAUUGUAGUUAUAAAUGUCGAAGAAAUUUUCAGUUUAUUUGCAUAUUUCAAAGAUAAAAAGUCAUUGUCUGCCAAAAUCAACCAUACUUUCUUUGCUCGAAUAUUACCUCUUUGCACCUCAAUUACAUCAAAAUCGACUUUGAUGGUUCAGCAAAAUACCAUAGAAGUCAGAAAAAAGAAAUUCUUCCCAACUUGAAACAUUCGUGAAAAUCAAAACUGUCUAAAGGAAAAAAGGGCUUUGCAAAUGUUAUGUUAAAUAAUGCAAAUAUGUGAUAAUUACCGGAAGUUUAGACGAAAUUGAGUUAAUAACUGCUUUUGCUGCAUCGGGGUCUGACACGACACGGCUUGCAUUGCCAGAAAAGUCGAUAGGCACGCGAUAGUCAAUUGACGGACGCUUUCUUCUGAUAACAGAAUCCUGUAGAAAAAUUAGGGGAUUCACUUAAUUUUCCAGAUGGCAAUACAAUAAAAUUUUGUAACACCAAAAUUAACAUGAGUCGUGUUUGCAACAUCGUGCCUUCGGUACUAAAGCCUCAGUGAAAGAAUUGAACAAACUCCGCAUUUCGAUUGUUGGACUCGACUUCUUUUUGAGACCCUGGUAAUCAGGGUAGCAAGGUAGUAGAAAUGGAAAUAGCAAAGAUGCUAGAAAAGAUAGCUGAAAAUCAUGUAAGGAAGUACUUGACGAAGGAAUAGGUAGGUGACAGCCUUAACAUUAAUGAGAGAAACGAGUCACCGAGACUUGUAAAAAGAUGAUUGCCUGUCUAAUCAUUAAGCAAUCCAAUCUAAUCAUCAUGAAUCAUCAAGCAAGCAAGAUUUGCUCUAAAUUUGCUUGAUUAAAAAGGAUGGUACAUUCAGAAUAAGAUAUCUUACCAUAUCAACCGGCGCAGAAACAGUUUUAGCCGCUCUGUUAUCCUGAGUGGCAAUUUUAUAAUUCCUGUACAAUCUCGAGCCAAACUGUAAUUAAAAGAAACUAUUUCAGAAACAGCUUAAAAUAUGUUACCAACAUUAUUGCGAUGAAAUAGCAAAUGCAAAGAGAUAGUAAGCCACUCCAAUAGACAGACAAAUUUCAUGACAUUUAGAAAAAUUCAAUUAAGCUUUGUUAGAUAUGAUAAUUUUUUUCGACAAUAAAAUGAGCGAAUAAAUGAAGUACUAAAAACAAAAUUCAAGUGAUGAUUGUUAGACACACGACGUUUCGAGCGACUCGUUAUCUAAUUUAUUUGCUCAUUAUAUUAUCGUUAUUUGGAUGAAGUAUCACAAGUAAUAGAAAUAGUUAAAUUAUAAUUUAUAGAAUACUUUAUAUCUGAUGUGGAAAAAAUUGGCAAAAAUGGCGGAGACUGAUAGUUAUAGAAUAACGUUGAAUGAAAAAUAUCACAGCAAAAGGUAUAAUUUGCAUAAAGUUGAUAGGUAAAAAAAUACAGCUGAUGGUAUUAGAUUGAGGUACAAAGCAGUGAAAAUUUAGACACAUGCGUGUUGAACCUACAAAGUUGAAAACAAAUGUAAAGUAGUGAUACAAACCCAUUUUAAACAGUUCAAGAAGCCUGUGUUUCCGAAAUGUUUACCCAUUUGUUCUUAUAACAUAAGUAUAAGAAUGUAUAAACCGAGCAAGGUCUUAAUAUUACCGCACGAUUAACGCUAAGGCAUCAUAUGCUGCAAUAAACUAAACUUUUUAUUUACACAUCUCCUAGAAACGAAUUUAUAUACAUUUUAGAAUUGAAAUUUCUUAAAUUCUUCUCCGUUGUAGCCAUGACUGAUUUGAAAGGAUUUAGCUGGGUGGAGUAAAGUACAAAGACGUCUAACAUCAGGCACCUAUAGUGCAUUGAACGCAAAAUCAUAGUAUCCGCUAUAGAAUAUGCUAUAGACAACGUUGUAGAAUUCGCUAUAUCAGAGAACCUGCAAAAUGUUGUUUAUCUUGUCUAAAUGGAAAACAGUGCGACUUCCUAGUCAAGAUUUCGUAUACCAGCAUCAACGUCGCAUCAAAAGAGAAUACACCACGAAUUUAUAAAUUGGUAAGGAAAUGACAAAUGGUAGAGAAUAACUUAAAAUAAAAUCUAGUUUAUUAGGCAAUUUCAAAAUAGUAUAAAAACUGCAAUCGGACAGGGCAGGUGGCCGAGACGGCAUGUAAUUGCUCUCGAUAUACGUGAAUAGUUGCACCAGCAGUUAAGGCGGCAUUGGGUAUUCAUCAGAGCAAUUGUGCAUUUUAUGAUACCAGUAUGCAACUUUAGCACACUUAUUGAUAUGCGGCAAAGCAGGGUCGGAAUCGCGACACGAAAAUCUGCCAUAAUCAGAGCUGCAAUUAGUGUCCUUUCGAGCGACUUGUUUUGUGACUUGAUGCCAUAGAAAGCUCUUGUUAAAAAAGGGGUUUGCAAAAGCAAAUGGUUGGAUCAAUUCUUCUUUUGGAAAGUACGCCAUACUAAAAAACGAGAAAUUAACCAUCGAUAUGAUUUCAUUUGUCGAUUGAAUAUUUUGACAUAUUUGCACUAGUUUUGUGGAUUUACACGCAAGGGAGCUGCACAGCUCUCAUUUUUUCUGCCAUUCCCAUUUUGAUCUUGUAACUAGUGUAUUUAGUAUUAUGUUUAUUUCUACUAGAGUUCAUGAGUAUUAUGACAGUAUGGGCUUACUUUACUGUAAUUUAACCAAAAUUAAAAUUUUUGCUAGUCUCUUACAUAGGGUGGCAUCGUUCUAAGUCUGUGCUUCUUUCUUUUGUCAUUUAAAAACUGGCAAUGUAAUCAAAAGUUCUAUAGAAAAACGUUGGCAUUGCAAAAAGCGAUGGUACAUUUCCCAAACAAAUAAUUGCUUGAAUAAUGCUCUUCCAGUAAUUGAAUUUCCUUAUUUUUGAUAUUUUCGGAAUGAAUGUUGAGAAGAACAAAUUAAAAUCAUCUAAUGAAAAGCAUAGAUGAAGCGAUCUCAAUGGACGUUGCCCAUUUUUUCUGACUGUGUAGAGAGUUUUGCAGCAGAAUUUUUUAAAGGCUUUAUAAAACGCAAGUAAAAAAUGUUUAAAUGUUAAGGUUGUUUAUUGGUUCAGAUCCCCACUUUGAGUUUAUAGUCAUUGACAAUUAUUUGUCAUGAAAACUGCAUUUUUCAUAUCCAAAUUGUUUUCAAAAAACAAAGUGUUUCGCAGAAAAUAGUAUUCCGUACUGUUUUAUUUAAUGUAUUCGUCUAUUUCUGCACAGAAGAGAAUCGGUUGAAUAUGGGUAGACUCAUAUCGCUUCCAAGUGCUCAAAACUAAAUGGCUAAAUGUUCUAUCAUUUAUAUGCAUUUUAUACGCAUACAAUUAUACUUGCCAUUUUCUUAACCGGAAUCUAACGACCUGCUUCAAAAGAACCAAGAUGCUUUGAAAGUUUAUCGUUUUCUCAUGCCACAUCAACUACGAGACCCUACAUUUUGUGAAAUUACAAUAGCUCUCUGUAGACAUUCUAAACAAAACAAAUUGCUCUAAAGAACGGGGCACUAAUUACAGCUUUAAAAAGUACCCCAAUAUGAAUUUUUGAGCUUGAUUUCGACCCCAUUUUCGGUGAUCAAAAGUAAAAAAUUGGUAUUGUGAGGACAUUGCAAACCUUCUAACCAGAUUGGUUUCAUGCCAAAGACUAAGUUAAGAUUAUUUUGAUGUUGCUUGCAAAAGUCAGUCUUAGUGUGACAUUGUGUUAAAUUCUAAAUCAGUAUCAACGGUGCCUUUUAACAUUAAGUGGCAUACAAAAUUCCAAAAAGGAGGAUAUCUUCUUAUAUAACGUUUUCUUUUAUCCAUAACAAACUGUUUAUCAAUUGUUAAAGGAUAGUUGUUCAACCAUUAAGUUUUUCGUUUCAAAGCUAAUCAGAAUUUCUGUGGAAUAGUUCCAGAAAAUAAAGCUAUCACAAGGAUCAGUCUUAUCCCAGUUCUUUUUCUAAUUAGUUUAAACAAUUUUUAUGAAAACCAAACCAUUUUUCCUGGUCAACCCCUACUGGCAUGCUGAUGAUAAUUAAUGAUUUUAGCAGGACAAACACACGUUCAAAAUUAAUCGUUUCGCUGAGUAACAUAUUUUAAAUAAUUGUUUACUAGUAUUCUUGUAUUUUUACUUAUCCAUCUAAAACUAGCAUUC